AGAAUGUCAUGUCUGUACCACUUCUUAUGAACUUUGUUUUGGUCACAAGACACAAACAAAUAAUUGGUUGUAGGCGCCAGUUACGAAAGAUGAUAUUCGAUGAUAGUUUUGUAAAUGUGGUCGUGUGAUUUCUAAAAUUUAUGUGACAUUUACGAAUCGCCUUGUUCGGCGACGUCGUAUCUGAGCAUUAGAGUAUGUCGGACACGGAUGACGAAAGUUUGGACGUUACAUCAAGUAAAUUUGAUCCUUUAAAAGCCCUGUACGCUCCGAAGUUGCCACUCACUGUGCCAAAUGCACCUAUAUACGACAAUGUCUCUAAAUUUUAUUCGACGAAGCUUGCCCCAAAGAGAGAGCCAUCAAGGAAGAAGGUACCAAAAGAAACAGAGCCUUCUACAUCAGGGGAACGUAAAUUUUUACCUCAUCAGAUGCCAGUGUCAGCACCAAGAUUUAAACGACCAGGGCGGACUGUGUUAACACGAAUGGAGUCUGUGAAAGGGCCUCUGGCUGUGUUGAGAGAGUGCGUUAAUUCUCAAAUAAGGAUUAAGGUAGUUACGAGAAGUAUGAAUGGUAUCAGGGGUUACUGUGAGGCCUUUGUUGUUGCCUUUGACAGGCACUGGAAUCUGGCACUAAAGGAUAUACGUGAAGUUUGGACAAGAAAGAAGAAGGCUAAAGUACCUUCUAUUGGUUCUUGUGGUACACUGGUAGAAAGCACACCUGCAACGGGUCGGACUGUACUGGUUCUGAAAUCUGGCAAAAAAGAGGAGCUCCUUGAGCGACAUGUUCCGCAGUUACUCUUGAGGGGUGAACAUGUUGCCAUUAUUUCUGUUCUACGCUGAUUGAGCAUAAUUUACGUUUCAUGCAGCUCCUGCCCUCAAGACUGCACAAAGAAUGUCUGUAAAGACACUACUUGACUUUGGCAAACAGAUGACUCAUGGCAAAUAGAUGACUCGACUGCUGUAUAAUAUCCAAAAAUAUAGUAUUUGACAAUAAAGAAAAUUAUAUUUUGUGCUUGUCCAUGUCAAAUGA
Schistocerca nitens (vagrant locust) is the source of this 1026-nucleotide messenger RNA. RefSeq names its product U7 snRNA-associated Sm-like protein LSm11 (gene Lsm11). Gene Ontology annotation, biological process: mRNA 3'-end processing by stem-loop binding and cleavage. Gene Ontology annotation, molecular function: U7 snRNA binding. The transcript has 7 exons. Lineage: Eukaryota; Metazoa; Arthropoda; Insecta; Orthoptera; Acrididae. Gene Ontology annotation, cellular component: U7 snRNP. The coding region runs from base 195 to 836 and encodes 213 amino acids. The record is from RefSeq and is a predicted model, not a curated record.